GGAAAAGCCGGGCGGCGGGAGCUGGUUCUUCGGGCCUAGCGCCUCCGCCGCAGCGCGCAGGAGCCCCGCGGGUGGAUGCGGGCUGAGGUGUUGCUUCUGCCCUGCAGGGCCGGGCUGCGGCUGCUCCCGCCGCUGCGGCUGCGGCACCGAGCGCCGGGCGUCAUGAGGCUGCAGUCCCCACAGUUCCAGGCGCUCUUCACGCCGGGGCUCCGCAGCGUGGCAGAAAUGUUUGAGAAGAAGAACUAUGAGCUGAGGAUAGCAGGAGGUGCUGUGAGGGAUUUACUGAGUGGAAUGACACCACAAGAUGUAGAUUUUGCCACUACAGCUACACCAGCAGAGAUGAAGGAAAUGUUCACAUCUGCUGGUGUUCGUCUCAUCAAUAACAAAGGAGAAAAACAUGGAACCAUUACUGCCAGGCUCCAUGAACAGAAUUUUGAAAUUACUACUCUUAGAAUAGAUGUUGUCACCGAUGGACGACAUGCAGAGGUGGAAUUCACCACUGACUGGGAAAAGGAUGCUGAAAGGAGGGAUCUGACUAUCAAUUCCAUGUUUUUAGGUUUGGAUGGAAUGCUGUAUGAUUUUUUUAAUGGAUAUGAAGACUUGAAAAACAAGAAAAUUAGAUUUGUAGGAAAGGCAACUGAGAGAAUACAAGAAGAUUAUUUACGAAUCCUAAGAUAUUUGAGGUUUUAUGGAAGAAUCGCAGAGAAACCUGGUGUUCAUGAAUCUAGUACACUGCAAGCAAUUAAAGAAAAUGCCAAAGGUUUGGCUGGAAUAUCAGGAGAAAGGAUUUGGGUGGAACUGAAAAAAAUUCUUCUUGGAAACCAUGUAAAUCACUUGGUUCAACUUGUGUAUGAGCUGGAUAUUGCCCAAUACAUAGGACUACCACUUGAUGGAGAUUUAGAGGAAUUUGCCAGAGUCACUAAAAACAUUCAAAAUCUGUGUCCGAAACCGAUGACUGUUCUGACAUCAUUGUUCAAGGUGAAGGAUGAUGUCACAAACCUUGAUCUGAGGCUGAAAAUCUCAAAAGAAGAAAAAAACCUUGGCCUUUUUUUGAUGAAGCACCGGCAAGAGUUAACCAAAGCUAUGGGUCCAGAGCCACUUAGACCUUAUCAGGACUUCAUAAUGGAUUCUAGGGAAGCUAAUACAAAUUCCAAGAUCUGCGAGCUUCUGAAAUACCAAGGAGAAGAUCAUCUUUUAAGGGAGUUGCAGCAAUGGACUGUUCCUUCCUUUCCUGUUAGUGGCCAUGACUUAAGAAAAAUGGGCAUGUCUUCUGGAAAAGAAAUUGGAGCAGCAUUACAGCAGCUAAGGGAUGAAUGGAAGAAGAGUGGGUACCACAUGGACAAAGAAGAACUGUUAAGUUGCCUGAAGAAGCUGUAAAAUUGAGUGAGAGAACAGUUUUUGUCGUAUUCAAAGUGUAACACAGAUACCAGUAAAUAUUUUGGCACUGUACUCGCAGCUGAUUGAUGAGUGUUUGUCAUAUUUAAGAUCUUCAGACACUGCGGUUCUCCUGGUACUAAUUCAUAAUUUCUGCAAGGAGAGGUUUAAUUUUGUAGUGAUGCAAGACAUUCUCUACCUCUUGUAGUUGUAUUUUAAUGAUAAAUAUUUACUACUUGACUCUGGGCUGUUAGAGGUGACAUCAAAAUUUUUCUCAUUCUGACUUUGCUCUGUCUAAACAAACCCACCCCCCCCUCAAGAAAAGGUGUUUCUAUCCUCUACAUAAAAUCAUUCUUUUGUGUCUAGGAGAGUGACAGUGUCUAGAAAUAAUGAGCUCUCAGUCUUUUUGUAGUUAAAGCUAGCUAGCAGAUUGAAAUACUGCAGCAGUGCCCAGACAGUCUUAACCAUGUAAAACAAGUCUGUUUUCUAUAAGGAUUUUUAUUUUUCAGACUCAAUUUUAGAUUAAAUGGAUGACUUCUUAGCUUACUCAGUGUUAUGAACUACUUCUCUCUUUGGUUGUUUUUCAGUAAUUUGUGUAUCACUGAAUAACUCAAUCCAUAGAAAACUGGUGAAGGGUUCUGCAGUAUGUUUUCAACAUUGUGUGUGAAAUGUAGUGUGAAUGUUAAUAACAGAAGGGGAAGAAGAUCCUGGUUACCUGCCUUUCCCCAGCCAUGUCCUGUACUUAACUUCUGCUUUCUCUUUCCUGGUGAGCUGUAAGUAGAAUUGAGGUGGCAGCAUUGGUGUGCCCAGACAGUGUGGACCUGGGUUGAGUCCUGCAGCUCUGUCACCUUCAGAGUCCUAACACUUGAGCAAGUACUAGUGCCUUCAGUAAUUCUCCACACACCUUCUGUAACUCCAGCAGUGAGACCCAGAGGUAUUCAUCUCCUCUCUGGUUUGCAGGCAUUCUGUUUAAAUCAGCAAGGUUAUUUUGGGAAGAAGUUGUAAUGUUCCUUCUACUCUCCCUGUGUUGCUUCUGUGUUAAUUAUUUGUACGUAUCUUCUGUCUGAGCAGACCUAUGUUAAAACUGCAGUCUGAAUGUGUUCAAAAGGAAAUUCUAAAUAAUUUGCACCUUCAAAAUUAAUAAAUACAUUGGUAACAUUUGGAAAAUAUGAGAAUUAAAGGCUAUUAGUUAAAGUAGAUGGAGGAAGGAAACCUACACAGAGAAAGGGAUUCUGAAGGUAUGUAGGAACUGCAGGAAGACAGCAAGGGAAGAAAAAAAAGAAGUGCUCUUUUUCUCUGUUAAAUAUGCAAAUCUCAUAAGAACAUGGUGGUGUUUAAUUAUGACAUUAAAUUGAAGCCUCCUUGUGCAAUUUAUUGAGCUACUGAAAUCUUAGAGGGAGAGAAGUAAUCAACUGUAGUGUUACAAUAAACUCGUUGGAAGAAUGCUUCACAAAACCAUAUUUUUUAAGGCAGCAUCUGUGGAGGUGGUAAAUAGUGGCAGCUACACUUUGCUUCACCCACAAUUAUUGUCAGGGUCAAACUCCACUUGGAGGAUUUUUACAGACACGAGCUGGAAACUUCUUACAAUGUCCAGCACUUGCGAAGAGCAGCACAGAUGGAUUAGUCUGAAAACAUUGUAAUUAAAUAGCCCUAUUUUGAAUUCAGUACAUUAGGCACUAGUUAAAAAUAAUGUUAUGCUUGAGGUUUCCAGUGAGUAUCUCUGCUUUAUUGUAUUCCAAAGAACUUAAACCCUAGUAAAGGGAAACUGGAUUAAAUCAAAAUAAUAGCAUAAUGUAAGCAAGCAGUAGCAGCUUGAGUGUUUGAAGAAACACUCUAUAGUGUAUGAACUACUUGAAUACAAAUUGGGACAUAAGAGACUGUAUGUAUCAAAUUGUUGUGUAAAGUACUCUUCUUGAACAGCUCACUGGACUAACUAAACAAUAAACACAUUGUGAACAAUUAAA
Molecule: messenger RNA, 3338 nt
Organism: Strigops habroptila (Kakapo)
Lineage: Eukaryota; Metazoa; Chordata; Aves; Psittaciformes; Psittacidae
Gene: TRNT1
Product: tRNA nucleotidyl transferase 1
Exons: 8
Coding region: 76-1377 (433 amino acids)
Biological process (GO): RNA processing
Molecular function (GO): nucleotidyltransferase activity; RNA binding
Source: RefSeq, a predicted model, not a curated record